Molecule: messenger RNA, 1515 nt
Organism: Mesocestoides corti
Lineage: Eukaryota; Metazoa; Platyhelminthes; Cestoda; Cyclophyllidea; Mesocestoididae
Source: the annotation of a GenBank genome assembly
AUGUGUAGUCUUUCUAGCAUUUCUUCAAAUAUUAGGCAGGCACGAGAGCUUAGCCUUUUGGGUAAUUAUGAAAGUGCCCUUACCUUUUACUCUUGUGGCUUGGCCCUUAUCAAGAAGCAUUUAACCACUAUCAAGGAAUAUGGAAGGAAACAGCAGUGGCUUCAAGUGCAACAGGAGGUGAUGCAGGAGUCUGAACUUGUGUCAGAUAUUUGUAAAACCCUUGCUAGUUUUACACUGGAAGAUAAAACAAACAGUGGCCAUCUUUCCCACGACCCCUCAGAGGAGCCAACACGGGAUCCUGGUGUGUGGCCGCCGCCACCGCCGUUACCGCCUCCGUUCGGGGACCAACGGCGAUUGCAACCGUCUGGUGGGUUCGCAUCGGUUCCCGCAACCCGACCUCCUGCCAAUCGAAGACUGCCCAAGGAGGGCCCCCGAAAUUCCGGUGCUCAAAUCAUCAACAGAGGACCCUCUAAAGCCGGAUCCGCUAAACGUGGUGGGCGCGCUUUAAGCGCUGCCAAGGGAAGCGGUCUGAACACGUCUUCUGCCGCUGCCUCAGGGGAGGUAGGUGGCGAAAGAACCUACGACGCCUCCGGUGCAGAUAAAGAUCUCGUUGAGAUGCUCGAAAAGGACAUUCUUCAGAGAAACCCAGCUGUGCGCUGGGAUGACAUCGCGGAGCUGGAAGAUGCAAAACGCCUUCUCAAAGAGGCUGUUGUUCUUCCUAUGGUGUUGCCUAAUUACUUUAAAGGAAUCAGGCGACCUUGGAAGGGUGUCUUGAUGGUCGGGCCGCCUGGCACAGGUAAGACGCUGCUGGCAAAGGCUGUGGCAACGGAAUGCGGCACGACCUUCUUCAACGUCUCCAGCUCGAGCCUGGCCAGUAAGUGGCGCGGCGAGUCGGAGAAGCUUGUCCGCAUCCUCUUCGACAUGGCUCGGUUUUACGCCCCGAGCACCAUUUUCAUCGAUGAAAUCGACUCGCUCUGUUCGAGACGCGGCGGCGAGUCUGAGCACGAGGCUUCCAGGCGGGUCAAGUCCGAACUCCUCGUUCAAAUGGAUGGCGUCAGUGGAGCAGUCGGUCAGGAGGAAGACCCAACAAAAACGGUUAUGGUUCUUGCCGCCACAAACUUUCCCUGGGACAUCGACGAGGCACUGCGACGCCGACUGGAGAAGCGCAUUUACAUCCCCCUGCCCAGCGUUACUGGACGCCUGGCGUUGCUGCAAAUCAACCUCCGUGAAGUGCCCCUGGACGACGACGUGAAUUUCGAGGAAAUCGCCGAGAAGUUGGACGGUUAUUCCGGCGCUGACAUCACCAACGUGUGCAGGGACGCCUCGAUGAUGUCGAUGCGAAGGGCCAUCGAAGGCCUCUCCGUGGAGGAGAUCAAGGGCCUCAGGACCGCGGACCUCAAUCUGCCAACGCGGAUGCGCGACUUCGAGGAGGCCAUCUCCCGCGUCUCCAAGUCCGUCUCGGCCGCAGACAUUGAAAAGUACGAGAAGUGGAUGCAAGAGUACGGCGCCUCGUAG